GCGCCGAGCGCAGCCAUGGGGUGGCUGGAGGUGCUGCUCGUGGAGAACUUCAAGUCGUGGCGCGGCCGCCAGGUCAUCGGGCCCUUCAAGAGGUUCACCUGCAUCGUGGGCCCCAAUGGCUCCGGAAAAUCUAAUGUAAUGGAUGCACUUAGUUUUGUAGUAGGAGAAAAGACAGCUAAUUUAAGAGUAAAAAAUAUCCAAGAACUUAUUCAUGGAGCACAUAUUGGAAAACCUGUGUCAUCUUCUGCAAGCGUAAAAAUUAUAUAUAUAGAAGAAAGUGGAGAAGAGAAAACAUUUGCAAGGAUUAUCCGAGGGCGAUGCUCAGAAUUUCAUUUUGAUGAUAAACCUGUUAGUCAUUCUGCGUACAUAGCACAGUUGGAAAAGAUAGGCAUAAUAGUCAAAGCCUGGAGCUGCCUUGUUUUUCAGGGAACUGUGGAGUCCAUUUCCUUGAAAAAGUCCAAAGAAAGAACCCAGUUUUUUGAGGAAAUCAGCACCUCAGGAGAGCUGAUGGGAGAAUAUGAGGAAAAGAAGAAAAAGCUGCAAAAAGCUGAGGAAGACGUACAAUUUCAUUUCAGUAAGAAAAAAAAUGUCGCCGCAGAGCGCAAGCAUGCAAAAAUAGAGAAGGAAGAGGCAGAACGUUACCAAAGUCUCCUUGAAGAAUUGAAAAUAAACAAGAGACAACUGAUGCUUUUCCAACUAUAUUAUAAUGAGGAAAAAAUUAAUUUUCUGAACACUGAAUUACAACAUAUGGACAGGAAUUUGAAUGUCAUAAAAGAGACUCUUUCUCACCAUGAAAAUAUACUCAAAGCCAAGAAAAAGGAUCAUGGAAUGUUAAGUAGACAACUACAGCAAACAGGAAAAGAAUUGAAAUCUCUUGAAACACUUUUAAAUCAAAAGAGGCCUCAGUACAUUAAAGCGAAAGAAAACACAUCUCACCAUCUCAAGAAAUUGGAUUUGUCUAAGAAAUCAAUAAAAGACAAUGAAAAACAGUGUUCUAAACAGGAGGAAGAUAUAAGAGCCCUGGAGACAGAGCUGGGUGACCUAAAUAGUGCAUGGAGAAGUUUUGAAAAGCAGAUAGAGGAAGAAGUCUUACUUAAAGGGCGACACAUUGAAUUGGAAGCUAGUCAGCUGGAUCAUUAUAAAGAGCUGAAGGAGCAAGUAAGAAGGAAAGUAGCUAUAAUGACUCAACAGUUGGAAAAACUACGGUGGGAACAGAAGGCAGAAAAAGAAAGAUUGACAUUUGAGGAGAGGAGACAUGGAGAAGUUCAGGCUGUGCUUUCCCUGAUGGUUCCCAAAUUUGGUUGUUACUGUUCCUGCUGUAGGGAUUGCCUAGAAAAGAAGAAGAAGCAGGAGCAUACCCUGGUAGAUGAGAUUGAGCACACAAAAUCAAGAAUGUCUGAAGUUAAUGAAGAACUUAGUCUCAUCAGAAGUGAAUUGCAGAAUGCUGGAAUUGAAGACCAUGAGGGAAAACGUCAACGGAAGAGAGCAGAAGUUCUGGAAAACCUUAAAAGACUUUAUCCAGAUUCUGUGUUUGGAAGACUGCUUGACCUGUGUCACCCUAUCCACAAGAAAUACCAGCUGGCUGUGACUAACCUGUUUGGCCAGUACAUGGUUGCCAUUAUUGUAGCCUCUAAAAAGGUGGCAAGAGAUUGUAUUCGAUUUCUGAAGGAGGAAAGAGCUGAACCUGAGACAUUCCUCGCUCUAGAUUACCUUGAUAUCAAGCCUAUCAAUGAAAGACUAAGGGAAAUUAAGGGCUGUAAAAUGAUGAUUGAUGUUAUAAAGACUCAGUUUCCUCAGUUGAAGAAAGUGAUUCAGUUUGUCUGUGGAAAUGGCCUUGUCUGUGAGACUGUGGAAGAAGCAAGACAGAUUGCAUUUGGGGGACCUGAAAGACGGAAGGCAGUAGCACUUGAUGGAACACUGUUUUUAAAAUCCGGAGUGAUCUCUGGAGGGUCAAGUGACUUGAAACACAAGGCUCGAUGCUGGGAUGAGAAAGAAUUAAACACUCUGAGAGACAAGAGAGGCCAGCUAGUUCAAGAACUGAAGGAGUUAAUGAAGACACUCCGAAAGGAAACAGAUUUGAAACAAAUACAGGCUCUAGUACAAGGAACUAGUACCCGACUCAAGUAUUCCCAAAAUGAACUAGAGAUGAUUAAAAAGAAGCACCUUGAUGCUUUUUACUGGGAACAGUCUCAGCUACAAAGUGAAUUACUAAAUAUUGAGUCUCAGUGUACUAUGCUGAGUGAAGGAAUCAAUGAGCAACAGCAAAGAAUUGAAGCAUUUCAAGAAAAGAUAGAUAAGGUAGAAGAUGACAUAUUCCAACACUUCUGUGAAGAAAUUGGUGUGGCAAAUAUACAUGAAUUUGAGAACAAACAUGUUAAACUGCAGCAAGAAAAUGAUCAAAAAAGAUUAGAAUUUGAAAAACAAAAAACUCGGCUUAAUAUUCAGCUUGAAUAUAGUCGGAAUCAGCUGAAGAAAAAACUGAGUAAGAUCGUCACAUUGAAUGAAACUAUCCAGAAAGGCAAAGAUGACAUCGAUAACCUAAAGAAGACUGAAGAAAGCUGUCUGCAAAUUGUGGAUGAACUCCUGGGGAAGCAGGAACAACUUAAGGAAGCUCUUGCCACUCAGAAUUCCAACAUUGAGAAAAUUCACACUCAAAUUGAAGAGGAACGGAAGAAGUUUCUGGCUGUUGAUAGGGAAAUGGGAAAAUUACAGAAGGAAAUGGUAGUCAUCCAGGGCUCUCUGGAACAGAAGCGACUGGAGAAGCAUAACCUGCUGCUUGACUGCAAAGUCCAAGACAUCGAAAUCCUUCUUCUGUUGGGGUCACUGGAAGACAUAACCGAAGUGGAGUUGGGAACUGAAACAGAAAGUACCCAGGCAACAAUGGAUAUCUACGAAAAAGAAGCUUCCAUUGAAGUAGACUACAGCCCUCUCAGGGAGGAUUUGAAGGGUCUACCAUCAGAUAAGGAGGUGGAUGCCCACCUUACACUCCUUCUGCAGCAAGUAGCAUCCCAGGAAAAUGUUCUUCUGAAGACAGCAGCCCCAAACCUACGAGCACUGGAGAACUUAAAGGCUGUUAGAGAAAAGUUUCAGGAGUCCACAGACGCUUUUGAGGCCAGCAGAAAGGAAGCCAGAAUAUGUAGGCAAGAGUUUGAACAAGUGAAAAAACGGAGGUACGAUCUUUUCAGCCGGUGUUUUGAGCACAUCUCAAUCUCAAUUGAUCAAAUCUACAAGAAGCUCUGCAGAAACAACAGUGCCCAAGCAUUUCUUAGCCCAGAGAACCCUGAAGAACCCUACUUAGAUGGGAUUAGCUAUAAUUGUGUAGCUCCAGGAAAACGGUUUAUGCCAAUGGACAAUCUGUCAGGGGGAGAAAAAUGUGUGGCAGCUUUGGCUCUGCUGUUUGCUGUACACAGUUUUCGGCCUGCUCCAUUCUUUGUUUUAGAUGAAGUGGAUGCAGCACUGGACAAUACUAACAUUGGCAAGGUAUCAAGUUACAUCAAAGAGCAGACUAAGCAAGAGUUUCAGAUGAUAGUCAUUUCCUUGAAAGAAGAGUUCUACUCCAGAGCUGAGGCACUGAUAGGCAUCUACCCGGAGUACGACGAGUGCAUGUUCAGCCAUGUUCUGACCCUAGAUCUUUCAAAGUAUCCAGACACUGAAGAGCAAGAAGGUAGCAGGAGACCCCGGAAGUCCAGGACAUCACAACAGUCCCAGUCCCCGCAGUCCCCCCGCAGUUAGAAAAGCGUCUCCUUGAACAGCCACUGGCUGUGGGAGCUAUACUCUGACCCUGAGGAGGCCAGGCCAGUCACUGUUUAGUUUCCUGAUAACAAACUCAGAGCAGCGGGACCAGCCCCAUGUGCUAUGAAGAAAAAGUUGUAAUAGCUUUAGUCAAACAAGCCAUAGCUCACUUCAGUUAAGGGUAUCCAGGCUCAUUCCAACAGAGGUUUUCUAUGACAGCAUUUGAAUGAGCUACGUGUUUUGGGUUGUUUUUUAAGGUAGGGGAUAUGAUUCGGUAGCACAAUUUAAACUUCCAUUUUAAAAUAAGUUUGUCAGAAAAGAUUUGAAUUCUGUAUCACAUACUCUGGUCUUGCCUUGCACUUUAAGGGAAACAGCUGAUUGAGUUUUGUUUUUUGUAGUGUUGAGGACCUUGCGUGAGGGCUCCACACUGAGUCCAUCCCCAGCCCUGAUUAGUUUCUAAAUAUACUAGUCAUGGUAUGUUUAGUAAAUUGAUGAACCUGGCUUUUAUGGGAAAUAUUUCAGAGGGAAUAUAUGUCAGUACUGAAAAUAUGAAUAAAAAUAAUUUCAAAGGUUU
This is a messenger RNA of Nannospalax galili (Upper Galilee mountains blind mole rat), 4306 nucleotides long. RefSeq names its product structural maintenance of chromosomes 1B (gene Smc1b). The record is from RefSeq and is a predicted model, not a curated record. Gene Ontology annotation, cellular component: cohesin complex; nucleus; chromosome. Gene Ontology annotation, biological process: sister chromatid cohesion. NCBI's taxonomy places the organism in Eukaryota, Metazoa, Chordata, Mammalia, Rodentia, Spalacidae. Gene Ontology annotation, molecular function: protein binding; DNA binding; ATP binding.